Messenger RNA from Scomber japonicus (chub mackerel), 1154 nucleotides. RefSeq names its product StAR-related lipid transfer (START) domain containing 5 (gene stard5). The record is from RefSeq and is a predicted model, not a curated record. NCBI's taxonomy places the organism in Eukaryota, Metazoa, Chordata, Actinopteri, Scombriformes, Scombridae. Bases 327 to 962 code for a protein of 211 amino acids. Gene Ontology annotation, molecular function: lipid binding. The transcript has 6 exons.
GCAGAUGUUGGGCUUCUAUAGAUAACGGUAGUUAAUUAACAGAGUGGUUUUCUCUUCACAAACAUGGUCAGUACGAGCCAGCUGCUUGUUAGUUCAGAAUGUGUGUAUUGCACAGCACGUUUCAUUCAUUUUGGCUAAUGCUAGCUUGUAGCCUGAGCUGGGUUUGGUCGGCUUGCUAACGUCAGGUACUCCUCACUGCUGCUGGACGCACACACAGCUGCAUUGAUUUACUGUUAAAGUAAGAUACUGAACCCCUGUAACUACAGCUAGCCUGCACAGUAAAUUAGGUUAACUAGUGUCGGUAACGUUCAUCAACACAAACUGUUAUGGAUUAUGAACAUAAAGCAAAGGCAGUGGCUGACUGCUUGAUGGGCUACAAGAGGGACGAAUCCGGCUGGAAAGUCUGCAAGAAAUCGAAUGACGUGGUGGUGUCAUGGCGCCCUUCAUCUGAGUUCCCCGGGAAUGUUUAUAAGGGGGAGGGGGUCGUCAGCGGCAGCCCAGACAAAGUGUGGGAGUGUCUGAAGCCCGUCCCCAAUGGACUCCGAGUCAAGUGGGACAACAACGUCAAAAGGUUUGAGCUUCUGGAACAAAUCACGGAGGACGUGUCUAUCUGCAGAACAGUCACACCCUCAGCAGCGAUGGGCAUCAUAGCUCCGCGAGACUUUGUAGAUGUUAUUUUAGUCAAGCAAUACGAAGACGGCACCAUUUCAUCCAAUGCCACCAACGUGAGUCACCCAGGCUGUCCUCCACACUCUGGUUAUGUGAGAGGAUUGAACCAUCCAUGUGGCUGUAUCUGUGUGCCCAUCUCAGGAGAGCCCAACAAAACCCAGGUGUUCAGUUUCUUCCAGACAGACCUGGGCGGCUUCCUGCCUCGCUCCGUGGUCGACUCGUUCUUCCCCUCCAGCAUGGCAGAGUUCUACAGCAACCUGGCCAAGGCUGUCAAAUCCCUCAAAGACCUCUGACACCUCCGCCUCCAGCCUGAGGCCCAAUGACUGGUCAGCCCAGCCCUUCAUUCCAUGUUAAACAGUCCACACUGAACAGUAAUCAACAAGCUGACAUGAUCAAACAAUGACUUAAUCAAGUUUUAUGUUUAAUGUGUACAUUCCUACAUUCCUGUGUUACUGCAGGUAGUAGCCUGCUCCCCCUGUCUGAAA